AUGGGCUAUGCCAAUGGUUGGGUGACGAAAAUUAUGGAGUGCGUUCGAUCGGUUCAUUACGUGGUCAAGUGCAACUCUACUCUCUCUGAAGUCAUAGAACCGGAAAGAGGCCUUAGACAGGGGGAUCCUCUCUCUCCUCAUCUCUUUUUAUUUUGUAUGGAAGCUUUUUCAAAAUUGUUAAUUAGAGUUCAGAAUAAUAAUUUGAUUAAAGGUAUUCGGGCUGGUAGGAACGGUCCUCGUAUUAAUCACCUUUUUUUUGCCGAUGAUGAUCUUCUUUUUGUUCGCCAUAGAAAAUGUGAUGUAAAGAAGGUUGUUAAUAUUUUGGAGUAUUUUUGUAAGGUGUCAGGCCAAGAGGUUAAUAAAGAUAAAUCUAUGAUUAUGUUCAGCCCUAAAACUCCGAUGGAUCGUAGGCACCUGUUUAGCUCCAUGCUUGGCAUGCGUAUGGUUGAUAAAUUAGAUGCUUACCUAGGGUUGCCUUUACCUGUCAGUAGGAAAAAAUCGAGUGCAUUUACUAACAUUGUUAAUCGUUGUACAUGCAGAGCCAAGAGUUGGUCAAAACACUUGCUUUCUUACGGAGGGAAAGAGGUCUUCAUCAAGGCCAUAAUGCAAGCAAUCCCGACUUAUGCGUUCUCGGUUUUCUUGGCUCUUAAGGGCAUUAUUGAGGAAAUCCAAUCACAAAUGAGCCGUAUGUGGUGGAACAAUAAUAACAAAGCUCGGGGCUGGGCUAUGGCUUGGGAUAAAAUGUGCUAUCCUAAGGGUAUGAGAGGUGAUAAACCCUCCUUCACUUGGACUAGCAUUGCUAAGGCAGUGGAUGCCCUCAAGGAUGGUUUUCUAUGGCAAGUGGGUGAUGGCAACAGGAUUGACAUUAGGAAGGACCAUUGGGGGGUUGAUGGAAUUCGAGGAGAUUCAGUGUGUCGGUCUUAUUUCAAUCAUGACGAGAGGCUGGUCAAAGAUUUGUGGGUCCCGAAUAACAAGCGGUGGAAUAGGGAAAGGGGGGUCCAAAAUAUCUGUCCUAGAUGCAAAGUCAGAGAAGAGACGCUUAUUCAUGCCAUAAAAGACUGUCAAAAGGCUCGUGAAAUUUUAGUGACCGGCGGUUUAAACAACAGAUUGCUUGAAGGGGUGUAUAACACUUGUAUCGACUGGUUGGAGGACGUUUUUCGUGUGCUGGAUAAAAAGGUUGCUGUUGAUUUCUUAACGUUGCUUUGGAAUAGCUGGAAUGAUAGAAACAACAUGGUUUUCAAUGGUACGAUGGAUGCAGCGGUCACGAUAUGGGAGAGGGCGCAAACAUUAAGUCAAGAUUUUUGGAUUUUUAACUUAUCCGAGCCUGCACUUAUCCCUCCAAUCCCAAUAAAAAUGGCCUGGAAAACCCCUCCGGCUGGCUACAUUAAAGUGAACGUGGAUGCGGCUGUUUCGAAUGGGUGCAGUGGGUUUGGUGCUGUAGCGAGAGAUGACGAUGGUUUUGUCUUGGGGGGAUGUAACAAGUUCAGGAAUGAAGAACUGGAGGCUAGCUGGGUUGAGCUGGAGGCGCUAACUGUUGGUAUUAAGUUGGUAAAAAAAUUGAAAGCGAAUCAGAUCAUAUUGGAAUCCUACAGCGCAACUUUGGUCAACAAGGUCAACAAGUGGGCGCAGGACAUUACCAUUCUGGGCCAGCGUAUCCGGGAUAUACUGGAUGCAACCAAACUGUCGUAG
Molecule: messenger RNA, 1689 nt
Organism: Gossypium arboreum
Lineage: Eukaryota; Viridiplantae; Streptophyta; Magnoliopsida; Malvales; Malvaceae
Exons: 4
Coding region: 1-1689 (562 amino acids)
Molecular function (GO): nucleic acid binding; RNA-DNA hybrid ribonuclease activity
Source: RefSeq, a predicted model, not a curated record